AUGCGAUUGAUUUUCACCAUUGCAUUGGCUGUCUUAGCUCUGCAAGUCACAGCCCGUCGCAAGCCAGAUUGCUUACAAUGCCAUGCCAUCAUGGACGCUUUAAAAGAUGCAAUUGGCAGCAACUCUUUCCUCGACAGUGGCGCUGAUAUUCUUGUGGGACUUUGCUCUCUUUUUGAACACCAUGAAGUUUGCCAAGGACUUGUUGACAUUUACGGGCCUGGGUAUACAGACAACAUAUUGGCCAAAUUCCUUAACGCCGAUUACAUUUGCCCUAAAAUUGGCUCCUGCGCUCAUCCAGAAUAUUUACUAGAUAACCUGACUCAGUAUGAACAGCAAGUCCUCCAAGACAUGCCUCCAAUUCAGCCAUGGCCUCAGGUUGGAAAUGACACCUUUUUUGUGUUACAAGUGACUGACAUGCACAUUGACUUCUUCUAUCAGGUCGGCUCAGAAGUAGAUUGCAAUUAUCCUCUUUGCUGCAGAUCAGGCAACGGUACAGCUGGCUACUGGGGCUCCCGUGCUAGCUGUGAUUCGCCACCUCAAACUGCUAUAGCAUUUCUUCAACAAAUCAAAACCCUUCCUAUAAGCUUUGUGGUUUGGACUGGGGAUAACCCUCCACAUGAUGUAUGGGCUUAUGAAAGGGAAAAAGAAAUGAACGUCACCAAGAAAAUCACCCAAAUGUUCAAGGACUAUUUAGAAGUCCCAAUUUUCCCUAUUAUUGGAAAUCAUGAUUGCUUCCCGAUGGACUUUUUCCAGCCUGGCCAUGAACAAGUCUUGUUAGGAAAUUUGACAGAGCUUUGGGGAGAAUGGCUUGGUCCUGAGCAGAUCCAGCAGUUUUCAGUAAAUGGGUAUUACUCAGCCUUGGAGCCUACAACUGGAUUUAGGAUUAUUGGACUUAACAACCAGCUAGGAGACAAUAUGAACGGAUGGUUGAUUCCAAAUAACACUGACCCUGCAGGCAUGCUUGCCUGGCUAAGAGGUGAGCUUUAUCAAGCUGAAGCCAAUAACGAGCCUGUGAUUAUAUUGGGACAUCUUCCACACGGAGAUAAAUACGUAGAUUCCACCUGGUCAAGACACUUCAGAACUCUUGUGAAUAGAUUCCAGAACACAAUUAGAGGCCAAUUCUUUGGACAUACCCACCAGGAUGAGUUCUUUGUGAUCCAUUCCUUAAUCCCAGGUGCCGAUCCAGCUGGUGUUUACUUUGCAGCACCUUCAUUCGGGACUUAUUCCAAUCAAAACCCGUCAUUCAGACUCUAUGAGUACGAUGUAAAGACCCAUCAUCUUGUAAAUAUUCACCAAUACAGGCUCCCUCUUUAUUCAGCUAAUCAGAACACCGAAAGUGCCACAUUUGAAGAAGCCUUCAAUUUCAAAGAUGAAUAUGGUAUGGCUGAUAUGUCACCUAUAUCAUUUUCUAAAUUAGCUGAUCAAGUACUUAAUGAUGAAACUGUUGGCCAAACAUUUUAUGCUAACUGGCUGGCCCAGUAUCCAUUCGAAGCUAAAAAGUGCGAUAAAAAAUGCCAGAAAUACCUUUAUUGCAGACUGUCUAACGAUGUCUUCAAUGAUGUAUUCGCAUGUGAUGAAGAAGCUGGGUUUGGACUUUAUGUAUUUGGACUACUUUUAGAGUCUUUACAAGGACAAUGGGAAUACUUAAUAGAAUAA
Molecule: messenger RNA, 1656 nt
Organism: Blepharisma stoltei
Lineage: Eukaryota; Ciliophora; Heterotrichea; Heterotrichida; Blepharismidae
Source: the annotation of a GenBank genome assembly